Messenger RNA from Haliotis rufescens (red abalone), 1401 nucleotides. Its product is annotated as OTU domain-containing protein DDB_G0284757-like. Lineage: Eukaryota; Metazoa; Mollusca; Gastropoda; Lepetellida; Haliotidae. Gene Ontology annotation, biological process: protein deubiquitination. The transcript is spliced from 11 exons. The record is from RefSeq and is a predicted model, not a curated record. Bases 1 to 1401 code for a protein of 466 amino acids. Gene Ontology annotation, molecular function: cysteine-type deubiquitinase activity.
AUGAAGGGCUCAAUAAAUUCACAAGUUGAAGAGCAGCUGCACAGGGAAAUGAACCGGAACAACUACUUUCUAGAUUCGAUGUCGCCGGGUAACUACAUGUUUGUCCUGCGAUUGCUUCUACAUUUUCACAAUGAACAUACAAACAGGAAAAUGACAGAAGCAAUCAAAGGAAAACUGAACACAGACAUUUCGUAUGGUGAAAUACGUCAUGACAAGUUUGGCCGCCUGCAUCUUUCAGAUUUGGACAAUGCAGCAGAAAAAGAAGAGAAAACAGACCUUUGGACGAGGACUGAAGACGCACAGAAGCACAAGAAAAUAUCGCUCAAAUAUCACAAAGUUACCUUGAAACAACUGCAAGAAGCACUGCAGAAGGCUAGUCCAUCAAACGUGACAACGUUUUGCCAAGGGACAUCAGAACGACUUCUGGCCUCGGUAACCGAACACGGGCUGCGUUUUAGAGGGAGAACUCCCGGAGAUGGCAACUGUUUUUUCCACGCAGUUGUAGAUCAGCUUCAACGCCUCGAUGCCAGAUCAGUGUUUGACCACAGGGGACUAAGGAUGGCAGUAGUUGACAGCCUACGGAGGUAUCCUUAUGAAGGAGGCACACACCUAUCCAAUUUUGUCGAUGUGCAACGGCACAAAACCUGGAACCUUUACUUGGAGGCCAUGUCUACACCGGGUGAAUACGUUGAUCACCUUGUAGUACAGAGAACAUCGCAGUUUCUCAAAAAGGACAUUGCCGUUUUCACAAGUUCCGAAGAUGGAACCGCGUCCGACAGCAAUGUUGUAAUGAUAUGUGGUGGACCAGGAGCGGCUAUUAUGUUAGGUCACUAUCAUGAAGCACAUUAUCAAAGUCUAGAUUUCCAACGUGCUGGACAAGUGGAAUGUUCCACCGCGCAAGCAGAUUCAUCACCAUUGCCGGCGGAGGAUGUGUUUCAAGAUAUCUGUAAUGAUGACAGAAGAUUGGACGAAAUAGUAGUGACGAUAGGUCCCUACCGAAUAUCAAAAUUGGAUAUUCUGACAAUAGCACCAAUACUUCCGAAAGAAACAGAAGACCAGCUGAGAGUGAAAAUUGACAAAGAGACCAGAUGGACUGUGGGCUGGUUAAAUGAUCAGAUAAUAAACGUCUCCUUGUAUGUGCUGUGUCAAAGGCAGGGGAGAAACGCAGCUUUAUCAAGCCAAGUUAUAGAGGGAUGGCAACAUUUCAAGUCCAAAAGGAGACGCCGGGCGCCACUUGUUCAAAAGGAAAAACUCUCGGAAGCAGAGAAAGUGUUUAUACCGAUUCACAGACAUGGAAGCCAUUGGACAUUGCUGGUGUUGGAUGUACAAGCCAAACGAAUGCGCUUCUAUGACCCCUUGAACCGGAGAUUAGACGAAGAAGUGGUCAACACAACAAGGUAG